GUCCGAAACACUGGCCGCCACGGGGCAGCCAAUCAAUCCCAUUCAGCUCGCCGUCCGCCGUCGUACCUGCCUUAACCUGUCACUACCUUGGUACUCUCUCUCUGCCUGCCUUCCCUCUUCUUCCUUCGUUCUUUCCUUUUUCUUAUUCUUCCUCCUCCUACGUCACGGGUCGUCCUGCCCCGCCCCGUCGCCACUCUUUUCUUUUCUUUUCUUUACUUCCCCUUCACUUCUUCCUUCCUCUCCCUCUUCCUCCUCCUCCUCUCCAUCCACCAUCCUACCAACUCUUCUUUCCCAUCGUCUUUCAUCAAUCUCAUCCAUCACAUUAGUACUCUCCUCGUCCUUCCCCAUCUAGGCUCUCCCCUGGGACAGCUCCCUUCGCCCAGACCAUGGCCUACUACGAAGGCCGCCAGUACCCUCGGCCGCCCGCUGGCUACAAUCCCGACUACUACUACGCACCUGCUCCCCACCCCUCUAGUCGUCACCAGAUGGACGUCGUCCGUCGCCGCGAUGGCAGCGUCGACUCCUAUGAUGCCCCUCCUGGCGACUAUGGUUACGAAUACGGCUACGGCUAUCCCCCUCAGUCCAGACCAUCCCGUGUCUCCACCGUCUCGGAGCGCGUGCGCAGAUCCCACUCCAUGGGCCAUCGCGAUCCCAACCAUGAUGACUCAGACCAUUAUCGUCGUUCCCACCGCCGUUCCAGACGACAUGAUGACCGAUAUGAUCGUCACAGGUACUCCCGUUCGCCAUCGGAUAGUCGCUCUCCUCCCAGGCGCCGUCGCAAGUCCAUCUCAGAGCAAGCCCUAGGCGCCCUAGGUUUAGGAUCGGUUGCGUCGUCGAACUCUAGGCAUCGUGAUCGCGGUCGCUCGCAUACCCGGGAUCGCCGGUCUUACUCCUACUCGCCCUCGCCCACUCGGGACAGAAGCCGUCACCGUCGGGACAAAAGUGAGCAGCGGAUCGCUCAGGCCGUUCGAGCGGCCCUAGCCGCCGGCGCGGUGGAGGCUUUCCGGGUCCGGAAAGAGCCUGGCGAGUGGACCGGUGAGAAAGGCAAGCGCAUCCUUACAGCGGCGAUCACGGCCGGCGGUACCGACGGACUGGUGGAUCGGAAUCCGGACAAACAUUCCAGGCGCCAUAUCCUUGAGUCUACACUGGCUGGCCUGGCUGCCAACCACUUCAUUAACGGAUCGAGGUCCCGGUCGAGGUCUCAUGGCCGGGGGCGCUCUCAAAGCCAGGGCGGGCUAAAGAAUCUGGUCGCCACAGGUGCCCUGGCCGCAGCGGGUAAGGAGGCCUAUGAUCGGUUCCGGUCCAAGUCUCGCCCUCGGAGCUGGAGUCGGGGCCGAUCCAGCUCUCAGGAUAGCUAUGAUGACCGUCGCCCUCGGAGACGGAGCAAGAGCGUGUCCGACUACAUUAACCAAGGAAUGGAAGCUCUAGGCCUAGGAAACAAGGAUAGCCGUGACAGGAGAGGCCAUGGCGGCCGCUCGUCUCGUCGUGAUGAUUAUUCAGACGACGAGCCAUCCAGCGAGUACGAGUCGCGACGCCAUCGAAGCCCACGGCGCUCCAGGCACUCUAGAGAUGUGAGUCGACCUUUAUCCACUGCCACCACCUCGACACGACCUUCCGCACGCACCACAUCCAAAGGAAUCGGCGAAGCUGGUCAUGGUCGUGUCAACCCGCAUGGGGAUCGUCACUCCGAGGAUUCUGAUUCUGACCUGGGAAGUAGUACCGAUGAGGAGAACCAACAAAAGAAACUUACCCGGAAAACACUUGUGAAAACGGGCCUGGCCGCAGUGGCUACCAUUCACGCCGCACACAGUCUACAUGAGAGCAUGGAAAAACACAAAAAACGAGCCGAAUUGCUUCGAGAGGGUGAGAUCACGCCAGAAGAAGCUCGCCGCCGUCGUCUUAAGGGUCAGAUUGGGGAUGUAGCCAGCGUCGGCCUCGCUGCUCUGGGAAUCAAAGGUGCAAUUGGGGAAUGGAAACAUGCCGAGGAAGCUCGCCGCGAGCGACAUGAGUUUGCGAGAGGAUGCGAUGAACGACGAGAGCGACGACACCGCCGUGUCCAGAGCCAGGGUCCCGCGUCUCGACCGCCGCAGACGGUGUAUCCAGAUGAGAUUGAGGAACACCAUCCUUCCGAGUAUGGGUCAACUUCGGAUAUCCGGUCUCGGUCCGUGGGUAGAUCGUCGAGGACCCCCGUUGUACCGUAUGCGUGAAUAACCGUGAGGAAAAUUGCUUAUCCAGACAUGUGCCACGAUAAUGAUUGAUGAUUGAUGACGUUCCUUGCACCAAUAUUGAUUUGAUUUAUGACUUCUUGUUGUAUACGUAUAUCGCUGGCCUCUUAUAAUGAGUUUGUUGUGUUUGUUGAUUGGUUCACAUCUACCCAUUUGACUGUGCGAGCCUACGGGUUGUAUAGUACAUGGCAGUCGAUAUCAAAAGUAGAGAUUGCUGCCAUCAUAUUGUGUACCAAGCGCUACGGCAAAGAUAUGAAUGAACAGCAUAAUCCAUUCCCGGCAU
Molecule: messenger RNA, 2508 nt
Organism: Aspergillus sclerotioniger CBS 115572
Lineage: Eukaryota; Fungi; Ascomycota; Eurotiomycetes; Eurotiales; Aspergillaceae
Exons: 2
Coding region: 387-2207 (606 amino acids)
Source: RefSeq, a predicted model, not a curated record